AUGUGCCGAAAAUUACGAAUUCGACGAGUUAUCAAGAAACUGGAAAAUAUUGUAUUUGAUGAUUAUAAAGAUAUUAUUUAUCAAGAAUCAGAUCAUUAUUAUUAUACACUACGAGUAAGUCGUAUGUAUCGUUGUCCAGUCACAUUUAUCGAACCUCAUAAACGAACAAAAAAGAAUUAUCUUUUCAAACCGAUAUUUCCAAUAUUGUAUUAUGGUAUGAAUUAUACAACAAUCACUGCACAAACUAAUGGUAAAGAAAUUAAUUCUGAUCAAUUUUAA
Schistosoma turkestanicum is the source of this 279-nucleotide messenger RNA. The record is from the annotation of a GenBank genome assembly. Lineage: Eukaryota; Metazoa; Platyhelminthes; Trematoda; Strigeidida; Schistosomatidae.